This is a messenger RNA of Trichomonas vaginalis G3, 858 nucleotides long. Its product is annotated as POZ domain family. The transcript has a single exon. The record is from RefSeq and is a predicted model, not a curated record. Gene Ontology annotation, molecular function: protein binding. NCBI's taxonomy places the organism in Eukaryota, Parabasalia, Trichomonadida, Trichomonadidae. The coding region runs from base 1 to 858 and encodes 285 amino acids.
AUGGAAAUCAGGAAAAGUAUAAAUUUGAGGAUUCGAGUGCAUCCUCAUGGAUAUAUUCCAGAUGAAAAUUUUAGUACAGUUACAGUUAAGACUUCUCAUUAUGAAUUUACAUGUAAAAGAUCCAUUCUUACUAAACUUUCACCCCGAUUUAAAAAAUAUUUAGAUUCGAAACCAAACAUAGACAUAAUUAACCUCAAAGAUAUUAUUUCUGCAGAUUACAGUUCGUAUUUGGCAUUUUCAAAUUAUAUAAAUGGAGAAAGUUUAAUUAUUAAUGAUGAAAAUGUAGAAUGCAUUUAUAAUUUAGCAACAAAAUUUGGUUUUCCUGUGUUACUUAGUGUUGUGGUUCCAUAUUACUUUCUAGUUGAUCAAUUAGAUAAAUUAGUCAAUAAUAGCGAAAUUAUCGCACAAACCAAUCCAUAUAGUUUAGCAAUUGCUCCUAUUUUCCCACUUUUCCGUAUCGCAUACAAGAAAGAAAGGUUUCCUUAUGAAUUUAUUGUUAAAAUUUUGCAAUCCUCAAAGCUAUACCCAAUUUCAUCCGAAACUCAACUUUUAUCGCUAUUAAUAUGCCUAAAAUCUUCUAAGCAACGUGAUUUUUCAAACAAGCGAUUCACAGUUUCAGAAGAUCUGAAUUCUAAAAUAAAUGAAUAUACGAAAGGCCUCUCAAUUACCGAAAAGCAAAAUAUUAACAGAAGUCUUUCAUUUUAUAAGUCAGUUGAACCUUAUUCAGCAAUAGAAAGAUUUGAAAUCCAAAGUUGUUGGAAUAACUAUGUUUCGAACUUGUCAUCAUAUCCAUUUUCAUAUGGUAGUUCUUAUGAUUCGACAGAUUCCCUAAAAUAUACACUUGAAUAUGAAUCAUAA